AUCGUAGAACAGCUAUUCAACCAUGUGAAAAUGCAAAUGAAGCUGAAGUUUUUGAGACUAAAAGGGUCUCCAGAUUCAGUGACCUAUAUCAGCACAUGAAGACUGGGCGGGACAUAUCAAUGGUUGUUGUUGUAAUUGAUAAACUUCCAAGAGAAACCCAGUCGACUUCAAAUGGUGUCCGGUCUAUCAAGGAUUUCAUUGUGGUUGAUGAACUACUGAAACCAGUGCAAUUCACACUUUGGGAUGAGUUGGCGCUAACAAAGGGAGUUGAAAUCUUUGAGGAACUAACUCAAAAAAAGUAUCCUAUAGUGAGCCUAGAAGACAUUAAGGCUACCGACUUCAAAGG
Molecule: messenger RNA, 346 nt
Organism: Cuscuta epithymum
Lineage: Eukaryota; Viridiplantae; Streptophyta; Magnoliopsida; Solanales; Convolvulaceae
Source: the annotation of a GenBank genome assembly